AUUUUAUGCCCACUCAGCCCGAGAUCAGGUGCUAUCCCGGAGAGACUGUACUCGCCUUCUUCACCGCCAAGAAUCCGUUGGACAGACCCGUCGAUGGUAUCGCCACGUAUUCGGUACAGCCGUACGAAGCGGGCAGUUAUCUAAACAAAAUCCAGUGCUUCUGCUUCGAGGAGCAGCGGCUGAACCCCAAUGAGUUGGUAGACCUCCCGGUGUUCUUCUACAUCGACCCCGAGUACGCCGACGACCCCCGCCUCGAGAACAUCAAUGAUAUCGUACUCUCCUAUACCUUCUUCGAGGCCAAGAAGGAGGGCUUCAAACUGCCAUCGUUUGCGUCAUCCACGGCCACAUCCAGCGCUGUCCCGCCACCGGUUCCGCCCCCAGCGUCGAUCCCGACCCCUCCCCUGACACCCGGUGGCCAACAAUUAGCCCAACAGUUAUAGCCGUGAAUGUUAUGUGAAGC
This is a messenger RNA of Medioppia subpectinata, 460 nucleotides long. The record is from the annotation of a GenBank genome assembly. Lineage: Eukaryota; Metazoa; Arthropoda; Arachnida; Sarcoptiformes; Oppiidae.